Acanthosepion pharaonis is the source of this 633-nucleotide messenger RNA. Lineage: Eukaryota; Metazoa; Mollusca; Cephalopoda; Sepiida; Sepiidae. The record is from the annotation of a GenBank genome assembly.
AUGGACCUGCAUGCAAUCAUACUCUCUCUCUCUCUCUCUGUCUGGGGCACGUUCACUCACUUACUCACACACUCACACACUCUCUCACAUAUCUAUCUAUCUAUCUAUCUUAGUCUGGUUCUAUCUAUCUAUCUAUCUAUCUAUCUAUCUAUCUAUCUAUCUAUCUUAGUCUGGUUCUAUCUAUCUAUCUAUCUAUCUAUAGCACUCUGUUCAUAUCUAUCUAUCUAUCUAUCUAUCUAUAUUUUUCGUAUCCCUCUCUCUCUCUCUCUCUCUCUCUCUCUCUCUCUCUCUCUCUCUCUCUAUCUAUCUAUCUAUCUAUCUAUCUAUGUAUCUAUCUAUCUAUCUGUAUGUCUAAGUCUUUAUCUAUCUAAGUCUGUAUCCUUCUCUCUCUCUCUCUCUCUCUCUGUCUUUCUAAGUCCGUAUCUCUAUCUGUGCCUCUAUAUGUCUGUAUCUCUCUCUCUCUCUCUCUCUCUCUCUCUCUCUCUCUCUCUCUCUCUCUCUCUCACUGUUCUUUUCGUUUACGACAGGCAUCCUUUCAGUCAUGGUAAAAAUAGACGAAAAGACGUGAAGCACUUCAAAACAAAUGUGAACCACAGAGCUGUACGUCUUCCCACGAUGACACCAGUGUGCUAA